UAAUAGGUAGGUUUUGUUACAGAACCUCAUCUUCUUGUUAUCUUUCCGCGUUUUGAGGUAGACUUUUUGUUUCAUCACCCAGCAGUGACUAAAACCACUUUCUUCCACUCCUAGGACAUUGUCUACUUCAGGUUUAUUGUGUUGGUAACAUGAAGAUUUCGGGCUUCUUUGGUUUGCUCUUGGUGGUGGGAGCAACUUUGAUGUUCUUUAACAUCUUAAUUCCUAUAAGUGCAUCUUGGACACCUGAUUUCAUAGGGACCAAGUAUGGUGAUAAGGCAACACUGAUUGCAGUGAACAGGAAACUGAAGGAAAAUGGUAUCAACAACAAUGGUGACAUGAGUCAAGUAACUCUGACUGAUUACAAUUCAGCUGAUCCACCACCAAAUUCUAGAACAAAGGCCUCUUUAUAUCCUGGACCUAUUCAGCAUGGAAGCCCUCUGAUUCCAUACAUCCCAAAACCUUCACCUCCUGAUCAUCCUAUACCUGGAGAUUCUGACUAACUUUCUGAUCUCUUCAAGUAUGCUAAUAGAUGCUAUGCUCAAAAGAGGAACGCUGUUCACAUUCUUUGAACAUAUUUCUUUUCAUGGGAAAAUAAGAAAUUGUUCAAAGUAUGUGUGAGUAGCAUUUCUCAUGCUGAAAGAAUAUAGGACUCAUUCUCACACGUUGUUUAGUCAGUUUUUUGUGCGUUCUUUUGCUUAUAUUCUGUGUGCUAGUGUUGUGAAAAAACAUUUGCCUUUGAGCAUCAUCCUAUGCAGUGGCCAAUGUACGUACUUAUAACUAAGGAUCAUGCAAAUUUCUAUUUAUAUUAGUUUGUGUUAGUGCAACUGGAGUAUGUUUAUUUUUUCUCUUA
This is a messenger RNA of Vigna radiata var. radiata (mung bean), 850 nucleotides long. RefSeq lists its product as uncharacterized. The transcript is spliced from 3 exons. Lineage: Eukaryota; Viridiplantae; Streptophyta; Magnoliopsida; Fabales; Fabaceae. The coding region runs from base 150 to 500 and encodes 116 amino acids. The record is from RefSeq and is a predicted model, not a curated record.